ACGCAAAAGUAAGUUAAUGAGAGUUAUAUGGUAUAGUGGAGAAAAGGACUUUUGGGAAAGAAAAAAAUAUACAUAGAGACCAUAAUUAAUUUUGGAGAUGUGAAACUUGCUGACCAAGUCCCUUCCUCUGUAUUAAUGGAGGGUUUUAGAUGUGAACAUCACCAAUUCUUCAAUUAGGUUUUUGUUUUCUCGUUCUUUCUUUCUUUCUUUCUUAAUUCUCUUGCUCUCUUUUAAGAAUCAUGUCUCUGCUUCUCAGCCAGCCCUCGACGCUCUGCUUUCGGAAACCUGUCUUUGUAAGAUCUUCUCCUAUUCACUCUAAUAAUAUCUUCUUAUCUACUUCUUUGCCGCAAACUCCUCCUUGUGUGAUCAUGUACGUUGAUCCUUGUGGAGCUGAUCCCGGAAAACUCGUGAUUAGGAGGGCUGGUGACAGCACUCCUCUGGAAAAGAAUUUGCCGAUGGAGUUGACAAACGAAAUGAGAACGAUCGGAUCAUCCAAUGGAUGGCUAACUACUUUGAAGGACGGCGUGAUAGGUCUCCAAGACAUUGAUCUAAACCUGGUUGCAUCGGAUGCAGAUCCAAAACGUAUUUCUCUGCCUCCUCUUGUGACUCUUCCUCAUUGCCAAACCCAAAUCGUCACCAACGUGGCAAUGUCCUCAUCUUCUCCCAAGGAUGAAGACUGUGUUGUGGCUGUCAAGUUCUUGGGGCCUCAGCUCAGCUUUUUCAGACCCGCUCAGAGUAACUCCGAGUGGAUCAACAUUAGAGUCGAAAAUCCUUGCUUCUUCUCUUCCCCUGUCAUGUAUUCCAAGAGAGAUGACAUGUUUCACAUACCUGGAUCUGGAGGCCACCUCAUCGCAUCAUGGGAUCUCACAAAACAUGUCAACAAACCCAAGUUUCAGAGGUUGGGGUUCAGAAAGAUUCCCAAUAUGACCAAAGACAACAAAAGGCUUCUAGAUUCGUGCUGCAAGAGCGAACACUUGGUGGAGUCAAGAACCACCGGUGAAACUUUCAUGGUUAAGUUGUACAAGAAGACAGCCGAGACCAGCGACGGAAUUGCGAAAAAAAUGCAGACAGUAGCUUUAAUGGUGUUCAAGCUAGAUGAUAAAGGAAGCGCUGUUUACACUCAAGACAUUGGAGAUCUCUCCAUUUUCCUCACAAAGUCUGAACCUUUCUGUGUCCCCUCCAGCUCUUUUCCCGACAUGUAUCCUAACCAUGUCAAAAUCUUGGAUGUCGAUGAAACCGCAAUUGUCAAUCUAGCUGAGCAAAAGUGGAAUUGCUAAGAGUCAAAAAUAUAUACUAGUUUGGUAUUGAGUUUGCCUGUGGAGUCUGUCUUUUUCUUCAAACAUCAAAUUUUUUUUUUUCAUA
Molecule: messenger RNA, 1362 nt
Organism: Arabidopsis lyrata subsp. lyrata
Lineage: Eukaryota; Viridiplantae; Streptophyta; Magnoliopsida; Brassicales; Brassicaceae
Exons: 1
Coding region: 240-1277 (345 amino acids)
Source: RefSeq, a predicted model, not a curated record